Molecule: messenger RNA, 1404 nt
Organism: Neurospora tetrasperma FGSC 2508
Lineage: Eukaryota; Fungi; Ascomycota; Sordariomycetes; Sordariales; Sordariaceae
Exons: 2
Coding region: 1-1404 (467 amino acids)
Molecular function (GO): manganese ion binding; metalloaminopeptidase activity
Source: RefSeq, a predicted model, not a curated record
AUGACCACCGCCGCCAGAAUGGACUUUGAAACCACCCUCAAGGGUAAAUACCCGGCCAAGCGACAUGCCCAGCGCGUGGCCGACUACAUCCGCAACAAGGUGCCCGGCGCUUCCGGCGUUCUCUACCUCGAGGGCCGCGCCACCAAGCUGCUCGAGGACAACGACGAGGCCGAGCCCUUUCGCCAGCGCCGCUACUUUUACUACCUGACCGGCUGCCCGCUCGCCGACUGCCACUACAUGUACGACCUGGAUGCCGACAAGUCUACGCUCUUCAUCCCGCCCAUCGACCCCGACUCGGUCAUCUGGUCCGGCCUGCCGGUUUCUGUCGAUGAGGCCAAGCAGCGCUGGGACGUUGACGACGUCAAGUACACCAGCGAUGUCAACGCCACCCUCGCCCACGUCGGCAGCAGCAAGCCCAAGGGCUCUUCUGUCUUCGCCAUCGCGAACCAGGUCUCGGACAAGGUCACCUUCCUCGAAUUCGACAACAAGAACUUCUCCAUCCUCAAGGAAGCCAUCGAAGUCACGCGCGUUGUCAAGGACGAGUACGAGCUGGCCAUCAUGGCCAAGGCCAACGAGAUCAGCUCUGACGGACACAAGAUGGUCAUGCAAAAGGUCAAGCACGUCCAGAAUGAGCGCGAGUUGGAGGCGGUUUUCCUGGGACACUGCAUCGCCAAGGGCGCCCGCAACCAGGCCUACCACAGUAUCGUCGCCAGCGGUCGCGCGGCUGCCACGCUGCAUUACGUUCCCAACAACGCCGACAUGGCUGGCAAGCUGAACCUUUUGCUGGAUGCGGGAGGCGAGUGGGAUUGCUAUGCCUCGGACAUUACCCGCACUUUCCCCAUCAACGGCAAGUUUACCAAGGAGAGCAGGGAGAUUUACGAUAUCGUGCUCAAGAUGCAAAAUGAGUGUAUCGCUGCGCUAAAGGAGGGUGUCCUCUGGGAUGACGUUCACCUCCUUGCGCACAAGAUUGCCAUCGACGGCCUUCUCCAGAUUGGCAUUCUCCAGGGCGACAAGGACGAGAUUCUCGAGGCCAGGACGAGCGUUGCUUUCUUCCCCCACGGUCUGGGUCACUACCUGGGCAUGGACACCCACGAUACCGGCGGCAACCCCAACUAUGCUGACAAGGACACCAUGUUCCGCUACCUCCGCGUCCGCGGUCGUCUCCCAGCUGGCAGCGUGAUCACCGUCGAGCCCGGUAUUUACUUCUGCAACUUUAUCAUUGAGCCGUUCUUGAAGGACCCCAAGCACAGCAAGUACAUCAAUGCUGAUGUGCUGGAGAAGUACUGGGAUGUUGGUGGUGUCAGAAUUGAGGACAACCUGGUCAUCACCAAGGACGGCACCUACAACCUCACGACAGCACCCAAGGACCCCGAGGAGAUGGAGAAGAUCAUUCAGCAGAGCUGA